This is a messenger RNA of Phragmites australis (common reed), 1114 nucleotides long. RefSeq lists its product as uncharacterized. The coding region runs from base 352 to 903 and encodes 183 amino acids. The transcript is spliced from 3 exons. The record is from RefSeq and is a predicted model, not a curated record. Lineage: Eukaryota; Viridiplantae; Streptophyta; Magnoliopsida; Poales; Poaceae.
UCAUGCGACUGAGUGACAAUGUGCCAUUGGCCAGGGUGCAGCUGGGGCUACUGCAUGCGCUCUUGCUUGGCAUGCCUAAAAGGAGGGGAGGCAAGGAAAUUUUUUAUCCUUCCCUAGUGUGAGAGGCACCCAUGGCAUUGGAGGCAGUGUUUAUAAAUCACCACCCCUCAGCUUCAGAACCACCACAACACCUGCUCUUUCAUUUCCUUCUUCUUCUUCCUGUGGCCUGUUUGCCACAUGCAAGUUUGAGUGUGUGAUCGACUGAAGAGGCUGGUGGGGAAGGCCGAGAGAAGUGACAACACACAAGCAUCUUAGCUGCAGGGAAGAACAGUAAUUGGUUGAGUAGAGAAGAUGAUGAUGGAUAAGCAGCUUGUGAGGCAAUGUGACAUGGAGGUCAUGAAGAUGGCCAUGCUCAAGCAUGAAGAGACCUUCAGGAAUCAGGUCCACGAGCUGCACCGCCUGUACCGCAUCCAGAGGCGGCUGAUGAGCGGCCUGAGCAGAGCCGAGCCGAUGAGCACCCGCCGGCGCAACAAGCAGCCGCGGCGCGCGCUGAACCUGCAGCUCCCCGCGGACGAGUACAUCGUUAGCGCCGAUGAGGAUGGCGCCGGCACGGAGCUGGAGCUGACGCUCGCCGUCGGCGGGCGCUCCGCCGCUCGUAAGAGCAACAGGCAAGAACGCGGCGCCGGGGUCUCCUCCCCCUUCGCGUCGGACUCCGGCGCGAGCCUCCUGUCGUCGUCUCCGUCGUCGGCCGAGUACUACUCGGACGACGGGCCGGCAGUGAUCCACGCGCCAAUGCCGCCGCCGUGCCAGAGGGCGAUGGCGUUCGACCUCGGAGAAGGGAUGGUGAGGCAGCAGGCGCCGUGGCUGUUGCAGUGCCAGUACCUGAGCCUCAGGAUGACAUGAACAUGCAGCUCACCAUCAUCCAUCCAUCACAUGUACCAGCUUAAUCCAGCUUGUGUUGUGUUGUAGAAGAAGCAGUAGCCACUAGUGUUUUCUUUUUUCUUUUCCUCUUUUUUGUUUGCUAUGUGCUAGGGUCGACGCCAAUGGAGUUUGGGAAGGGUUGAAUCCUAAUCCUGAUCCCCAAAUCUUAAUUGAUCAUGGCUAAUGAGUACAU